Molecule: messenger RNA, 9921 nt
Organism: Penaeus indicus
Lineage: Eukaryota; Metazoa; Arthropoda; Malacostraca; Decapoda; Penaeidae
Gene: E(bx)
Product: nucleosome-remodeling factor subunit NURF301-like
Exons: 23
Coding region: 359-8020 (2553 amino acids)
Biological process (GO): regulation of transcription by RNA polymerase II
Cellular component (GO): NURF complex
Molecular function (GO): RNA polymerase II cis-regulatory region sequence-specific DNA binding
Source: RefSeq, a predicted model, not a curated record
GAGCGCGGGCGAGACAGAGCGCUGCGAGCGAGGCCAUGGCAGGCGGCUGCGACCCUAUUUCCCGCUGAACAAGUCUUUUCUCGAGCAGCCAGGACCUUUUGCGCCGCUCCCCCUCCCCUGAGUGUUCGUGAGUGCAGGCCAGCGGGCGACAUGCGCGGGUGAGGGCGCGGGGGCGCAGGAGAGACACCAUACGGCCAGAGAUGAGCUGGGUCACGUGACCUUGCGCUGAAAAUGGCGGCGGUGGCGUUCGGGGUUUGAAGGCGACGCGAGACAUGUCAGGCGCGCUGGGGUGUUUGUGUUCGCGCUGAUCGGGACCAGCGCCCUCGCCACAGGUGCUCUCAGCCUCCGGGCCGGCGAAAUGUCCGAGAGGAAGAGGAAGAGAGGGCGGCCCCGCUCGACUCCGAUGCUCAGUUAUGGGGCAGAGAUGAGGAUGAGAAAUAGCGUAACGAGAAUAAUUAAGAAGCCGAGAUACCUCUUAGAUCAGGAGGAGGACAGCAACCCCUCGAGGUCGUGCUCGCCCUCAAGGUUUCCCGAGGGCGGGGAAUUCCGCGGCGUCGGCGGCGCCCACGGCAAGAACAAGCGGGGAUACAACCCUGACGUCGACGACAAGGACUCGGAGUACCUGUAUGGCUCUGACUUCGAGGUGGAGGAGAUCUCAGAAAAGGAGGAGUUCAGUGACUCCAGGAGCGUGAGUGACGAUGACAUAGACAUAGGGGAGCUGGAUGAGGACGAGGGACUGUCAGAUGGGGAGGCGUCCAUCUCCAGCUUCAGCACCAAUGGGGGGACGCCCUCCAAGGUGCCCAGCUCACGUCCUCAGACGCCCAUCCCCGUAUGGCUGCAGGACCGUGAUUAUCCUCCCCUGGACCUGCCCGAGUCCUCCGACGACCUGCUCCUGCCCCAAGCCUACGUCCUGCGGGCCGUGAGCAUCUACGAGGUGUUGCGGCAUUUCCGCACGCUGGUGCGGCUCUCGCCCGUGCGGUUUGAGGAUUUCUGUGCGGCUCUCAUGGCAGAGGAACAAAGCUCCCUGCUGGCCGAGGUGCACAUGAUGCUGCUGAAGGCCCUCAUCCGGGAGGAGGACUCGCAGCAGACUCAGUUCGGUCCCCUCGACCAGAAGGACUCCAUCAACGUCAUCCUCUACUUCAUUGACGCGCUGACCUGGCCAGAGACGCUCCGGCUGUACCUGCAGAGUGACUACGAGUUCAGAGACACUCUCUCCAUUCUGGACAGUUGCGACUACCCCUACACAUCCCUCGAGAACAGAUUGCAAGUGCUUCAGUUCCUGUGUGACCAGUUCCUACAGACUUCAGUAGUUCGGGAAGAUCUACUAAGUGAAGGCAAGCUUCGAUAUGAUGAUCACUGCCGUGCCUGUCAUAAGACUGGAGAUCUCCUCUGUUGUGACUCGUGUUCUGCUGUUUACCACUUAGACUGUGUGGAUCCGCCACUCCAGGAUAUUCCAGGAGAAAUGGAGGAUUGGACCUGUAGUGUUUGCACAGCUCAUCAGGUUGAAGGGGUAACUGACUGCAUUUCUCCAAUGGAAACCUCAGGGAUACUAUGCAGGCAGGACCCUUUAGGAUUUGAUCGACAUGGCCGAAAAUAUUGGUUUUUGGUCAGAAGAUUAUUCAUAGAAACCGAGGAUGGCGAAUUGUGGUACUAUUCGACACGAGCACAAUUUGAGGAGGUCUAUAGUCUGCUAGACAGUGCAGAUUUGGAGGAGGAGCUAUGUAGUGCCCUUCUGGAUGUGAUGUCAGAGAUAAAAAGACACAUGUCAUUGACAGAGAGCAUCACAGAAGAGAACAAAGGGAACCGGAAAUCUCGCCUUGAAGUGGAAGAUGCUGAUGUAGCAAAAAGAGUUGCUGAGAGAAGAGAACAAAAGGUGAAAAAGGAACAAGAAGGAUUAGAUAAGUUAAUUGAAGAGAUCAAGGAGGAAGACAUCAAGACAGAAAUAAAGGAGGAGCCCGAAGAGUGCAACAUGAAGACUGAGGAAGGCCACGUCUCAAGCCUUGAUCCAUUCACAGGCGAGAUUCAUGAGAAGUCCUCCAAAUCCUCUAAUGUCUCCAGUGGCCACAUCAAAGAGGAAGUAGAGGUCAAGGAGGAGCAUGAGGAUGAGGAGAAGAGCAGUGAGAGUGGCAUCAAGACUAGAACCAAGACCGGGACGAUCACCCCCAAGCAAUUUGCGGUUGAUGAUUUGCGGCGUCGCCUGCCCGUGGAGGAUAAGGACAAGGACAGCAGCAAGAAGGCUUCGGAUGAUGCAGCAGUGCACAAGCUCACACAGAGUAAGCUGGCUCAGCUUCAGAGCAAUGAUCAUUUGUACCGACUGGGAUGUGAUGGAAAGUAUAAGAACUAUGUCAAUCAGUAUUCCACAAAUUCCCUUGCUCUCAACAAGUUGCAGCAUAAUGAGGAAAGGGAUAAACGAAGACAUUUGUCACACAAAUUCAGCCUAACCUCAAAUGCAGACUUCAAGUGGAAUGGAGUGCUUUAUGGUAACAAGGAAUCCCUUGUAUCAACUCUUCGUCACAGUGUGUUGGCCUUAGAACAGAAUAUAUCUGUUCACCUAUUCCAUCCCCACUGGCCUAACAUCCGUAAGGCCUGGAAUGUAGAAGUGAUGGCUUCGACUGAGCCACGGCAUUUCUCCAGGGUCCUCAUGUGGCUGGUGGCCUGUAUUAAGCCGGUGGUCUUUAAUCCUGUGUGGCAUGAAUCCCUUGGGCAUGUCAGGUUUAACCGAGUGACAGCACUAGAGAGAGAAGAAAAAAAGAAGCAGGAGAAGAGAGAGAAGAAAGAUAAUGAUCAAGAGGAAGUGAGACCUGUGACUAUCAUUAAGUACACUCUUGGGCUGAAGCAUCAGGUAUGGAAGUUAAAAGGUGAGGAAUACAGAGUGCAUGGUAUGUGGGGUUGGCAGUGGUUGUCAUCACACAGGCGAGCCCCACACACACCCAUGUCUACUGUUGGUCUUCGUGCUGGUGGAGAAAAAUACAUGGUGCCCAUCAAAAGCCCAACUGGACUACGCAGUCUUUCAAUCAACUAUGCUGUUUAUAAGCAACUGGCGUCUAAAGCGCCAUCCUUAAAGCCUUGCCUCCUUUCUCCUAAACAAAGGUCUCAAGAGAUGGAGGUUGAAUCUUCUUCAGAGGAGAAGAAAAACGAAAUCAUAAUAGCUAGUACAACUGGUCAACAGAAAGUUGUAGUUGGCACAGUAAAACUUGAGGAUUACUUUGAGGAUGGUUUGGUCAAUGUGUCUGAAGCCCUCACCUCACGUUCACGCUUCCUUUACCCCAAAGUUGCCAAAACCUCUGUUCUUGACAGUUUGUUAAGUAGACGGAUUGCUCUCCGUUCACAAGAAGAGAAAGAUCUUGCAACCAAGAAAUCUCAGUGUGGAGAAACAAAGAAAGAUGAGGAGGAAGAUGAAAUAGAUGUUGAGAAUGAUGACUCGGAUGCAACGCUCAGUGACAACUCAGACCAUGAGAACAUUGAUGAGAUCCCAGACUCCCAGCGAUCUACCAUACACAAACAGAGACCUGCUGGAAACUUACUUAAGGAAGUUCGAACUUUAAAAGCCAAAUAUGAGACUCUAGAUGAGCUUGAUGGCAAUUAUUCUUGUUACUCAGUGAUAUGUAGAAGUAGUAGAAGGUGCCAUUGUUACUCUCCUUUGUGCCUGUUAAAGAAUAGGACUAAAGACAGAUUAAUUAAUAGUGUAAAAAAUUAUAGAAUAGUUACCAGUAAACCAGCUCCUUUUGAUGAAGUAGGAGCCCAUAGCCCAGUCAGAUUGACAGAUUCUAAUGCAAACUCUGUUACAAAGAAAGAGACUGUUAGUGAAUCUGUGACCCCACCUACCAGUACUGUAGGAACUACUGUGAAUGGGCAAGUGAAUAGUGCUACAUCAAACUCAGUUGAGGUGAUGCAAUCAAAAUUAGAGUGCAGUGAUUCGAGUGAUGGAAGAUCCUCCAGAGCCAGUAGUGAGAUUAAGAUAAGAGUGGAUGAGGAUUUAGAUGAAACAAGCCAAGGUUCUGUUAAUAUGGAACACAAGUUUUCCCUGAAAAAUGACAGAAUUUAUAGCAAUGAGUGUCCUUCUGGCAAGGUGUACCUGAAGAAACUACCUAGUGAGAGCAAACGAAUACGUAAAUUGCAGCACAGGAUACCACAGCUCUCUACAUUCAAAAUUGGCAAGAAAACGGGUAGUGGUGACAACAGAAUAAGUAGUAUAUUAGUUUUACCGAGAUGGGAACUGCGUACGUUGGCAAGAAAGGGUGGUCGGUACUAUAUCAGUGGAUUUAACCACAAUGCCAAAGCGAACAAUGUUGUAUGGCCUUAUCCUUGUUCAAGACCUGUGUUUAAGACAACUUGGCAGUACAGAACAGCAAAUAUACCAUCAUUAAACUCAGCUGCAAUGCAGUUAAGAAUAUUCUGGGUGUGUCUGCGUUGGGAUGAUAUGCAAGAAAAAGGUCCAGGGGAUGGUAGGAAGCAAAUCACAACAGACAUGGAAAUUAUCCAAACAGAAAUUUUGAAAAGAAAGCAUUCUGGACGAUUCCUAGAGAAAACCGAAUAUCUGCGGAGAAAAGUGACAAUACCUUUUGAUGUUCCUAAACCUGUAAGAGAAUUCACUCCAUCACAACGAAGUGGGUUGAGAAAACGUCGGAGAGCACAAUCACCUGUCAACAAACAACCAGAGAGUGUGGAAGAAUGGGUGGAAGAGGACAAGUUGGACUUGUGGGAGAUCAGAUUCUUUGGUGAACGGUUGGAGAGAGCUUCUGUUGUUACCAAGCGUUCUGUAGGGGAUCGUGGGGAGUCCGUCCAGACAGUGACCACACGUGGAGCAUCUCCUGCAGAGAUUAGGGCACGCAUGGAGGAACAGUUGAAGAUCCAGAGAGCAACUUUCAAUCAGAAGAAAGCCCUAGAAAGCACUCCUCUUGCCAAAGGUGGUGUAGUGAAGCUCUCUUUGUGCUCUGCAGCAACUCUUACGGCUACUUCUGGAGCAAAACUAGCAAUACCAUCCAACCCUGGAGCAACAACUAAAGUUGUGCAAGCAGGGUCCUCAACUAUCAUGGCUGUGAGUGGACAAAUUCCAACUAUUGUAACUGGAAAGAAGAUCAUGACUACAAGAGAUGGUCGUAUAAUAACAGUGCAGACGACAGCACCCAACAGCAGCACCACACAGCAACAGGGAAAUUCAGAAAACAGUGGUAUUAGUCUUGGUAGUAGCACAAUCUUUCCUGUUGGAAGUGGUCCAAAAGUCCAAGUUACUCCUCAGGGAAAUAAAAUCAUCAGAUUACAAGCUGUUGGAAGUGGUGGUGGACAGAGGAUGAUUUUACCCAGGUCAACAAAUUCAGCUGUGUUACAGUCACGGUUUCCAAGGCCAGUAGCUCCAGCAACCACAGUCACUACAAACACUACCACAUCAUCAUCUACAGGAGGUACAGUUGCUACUCCUCGUGUACCAGGACAACAAAUACAAAUUAUCAGACUGUCAGAUGGCCAGCUGCAAGUCAGAGGACUCUUAGAGGGACAACAGUUGGUUCAGCGUCCUGAUGGAAAAUUUCAGCUCAUUCAUACAAAAAGUGCUGUUGCAGCAGCCAACACUCCUGCCACCACUUCAGUGUCAACUUCUUCCACUAUACAAGUGACACAGCAAACAAAAAUGGUUCAGCCAACAACAGUUAUAAGUAGUGGUUUGACUGGAUUGGAUAAUGCCAACAAAACUACAAUUACAGGAAGUUCUACAGUUACCAGUCCAACCACUCAUGUCGUGAAGGUAAAUGGUCAACAAGUCCUUUUGAAACACAGCAGUGAAAAUAAACAAGUUGUUACUGUAGGUGCUAGUGAAGCAGCAGCUGGGACCCCUCCUUCAGGCACUGCAAGACAGGUUGUUGUUCAAAGUGGACAGACAUCUCCACGCAUAAAGACUAUGCUGGCUCCUGAUGGCACCAUGGUGAAAACGGUGUUAUCCAACAAUACCACUACACCUGUAAUGUCUCCAACAAGUACCACUGCCACUGCUACAUCAACAAGCACAACAACAUCCAGUGAUAACCAGAAUACUGCUAGCUCUGGUAGCAGUUUGACAUUGAGAGUACAAGUUCGCAUGACAGAACAAGGUCCAAAGACAAUUAUUCAAGGACUCCAGCCUGGUGUUGGUUUGACAAAGGACCACAUAAUGGCUAUCCAACAGCAAGUUCGGAAUAUGCUUGCCCAGUAUAAUUUACAAGUAAAUCAGUUGUCACCAGUGAUGGCAUUAACGCUUCAUGUGCCAAACAAGCAACAAACAUCCUCAGCUUCAUCCCAGUCUCAGGAUGAGCCACAGCCACAACAGGCAGCUACACAACAGGGACAGCAAAGCUCUGGUGGAACAGUAUUUAGAAGUCUUCUAGCAUCUCCACAGGUUUUGCAAUCUCCAGCUGUUAUUACUGUAAAGAAUGCAGUGACGGACUCGGGAACAAAUGCAAAUGAUAACAUGGCUUCAGAGUCGGAAGUAACCCAAUCACUGCCCACGAGUGUCUCUCCAAAUGAUGAGAAGAAACUGACAUCACCUGUGUCAUCACCUAAGAAGUUUGUUCUCACGCAAGAGUACAUUCAACAGACAAUAAAGUCUGCUUUAAGUAAAGAAGACUUAGCUCCAGAUAUUGAGGAGAAGUUAAUGCAAUUACAAAAGUACAACAGUGAACAGACAAAGAAGGAGGAAGGAACAGGCUUGCUCACAUCAUCAUCUACAGCUGUGACCACAAAUUCUGCCACGAGGAACACUACCUCAAAAAGGAUCAGGGACCAGGAUGAUGAAUGGGACUCGAGUGAAGUGAAACAAAACCUAGUCACAUCAAUGCCACCUCAGAAACCACGGCCAAAAAAGCAGCGGUCAGAUUCCAGGCCCAGCGAGACCAGCAAACCAAAGAAAACCUCGGCAAAAUCUGAAGCCGUUGACGCAAGGAAGAAGCAAGCUCUUCAGCACAAACUUGAGUCGCUCAUGUCCCGUCAUAAAGACCUCUUGAAGAAGGAUAUCCUGAAAAAGAGAGCACAGUUAGAGAAGGAGCUCCAAGUUGAAAUACAUAAAGAGUUGUCUGUGGCCCGUUUGCAGCUACAAAUGUUGGAAAAGAGCAAGCCAGAAACACCAAUGCCCACUCAAGUUAUUUCACCAAGAAAAAAGAAGAUUGUUACAGAGUCCCCAACAACACAAAUGUCAUCAUCUGGUGGCCUUGCCUUAUCAGCAGACUCCCCACACCUGCCUCAACCACCCUCAAACUCACAAACUCCCACAAACAAGGCACCAGUGUCCACUAAAUCUCCUACAUCUGCAAAAUCAACAGGGAAGUCUACCUCUGCAAAGAAAUCAUCAAAGAACAAAAACAAGAAGAUUGUUUGUAUUUGCCGUACACCAUUUGAUGAUACAAAAUUUUACGUUGGCUGUGAUCUGUGUGGCAACUGGUUCCAUGGAGACUGUGUAGGCAUCACAGAAGCCAUGAGUCGUAGCAUGACUGAAUAUGUCUGUGAUGAUUGUGCAAAUGCCAAGCUCAAUAAAGAACUCUUCUGCUUUUGUAGACAGCCAUAUGAUGAAACUCAGUUUUAUAUUUGCUGUGAGCAGUGUGAGGACUGGUAUCAUGGCAAGUGUGUGGGUAUCAUGCAAGCAGAGGCUGAUGACAUAGAUGAUUAUAUUUGUCCCAAAUGUGAUUCAAAUAAUGUGUGGAAUUAUCCAUGUCAGAAGAAUCUCACAUCAAAGGAUUACACAGAACUUAAAAAAGUCACCAAAAGCCUUAUACAACACAAAAAUGCGUGGCCAUUCCUUGAGCCAGUGGAUCCCUCAGAGGUACCUGAUUAUUAUAAAGUUGUUAAGGAGCCAAUGGACCUCAAGACAGUAGAAAGUCGUGUGGAAGCCCAGUCAUACCAGCAACUCGCCCAGUUCAUUGGGGACGUCAUGUUGGUGUUUGACAACUGCCGACUCUAUAAUCCUCCUAAUUCUUCCUUCUGUUCUUGUGCAGCAACACUAGAGACCUUCUUCUGUCAGAAGCUUCGGAGUCUGAAGCAAAGACUGAGUCAGAGGUAGUUUUAAAAGUGGACUGUGGAAAUUGCAAUAAUUGUCCUUACAAUAUCUAAAAUUUGACUUUGCCGAUGCAACACUGGAGUGUGCAUACAGUUACCCCAGUAGUGAAGGAUGGUUGUGAGUAAACAACAGAGUACUGAAUUGUUGUCAUUGAUAUGAUUUUGUGUAGUAUAUCAUUAUUAUUUUUCAUUUUUUUAUUUGAUUUAUUUUUUUAUGGGUGUGUGUACAUUCAUGCAUGUGUGUGAGAUAAUCAGCAAAGUCAAACUGGAUUAUCAUAUCAUUAUGCAAUUUAUGCAUUGAAAAGUGUCGUCUUGUGGCUGCAGAAAUGGUCCAUUUAGGUCUUGUUAGCAUCAGAUUACAUUGGAGAACUGUUGCACCUUCUACAGAUUUUAUUUUUUUAUAAUUUAGUAUAAACAGAAAUUAAUGACUACUAAAAAAAAAUUAUAUUGCCUUAUGAUGAGGAGCAUAAUCUUGUCAUCCUGUUUUUCAGUUUGGAAAAUUGUUUGAAUUUUCCCCUCCCUCACAAUUUUGCUUCAUAAAAUGUAGUUACUGAAUUUUGAGAGAGUCCCGCAUGAGGCAGAUAAAAUUUAUAGUUGUUAUUCUGUUUAAUAAGAAUAUCAAAAUAUACAGGAUUAUCUUCUUCAGUGUCAGCAGUGAAAAUGUGCAUUGUAUUUUAUUUUUUAUUUUUUUCUUAUUUUUUAACAAAGAUGUAUGAGAAUGUUUUUUGAGGAAUUUAUUAUUGAGAAUUGUUGAGUGCUAAGCUGCAGAAAAAGUGAUUUCUGUCAUCUUUGCACAUAUAUGUUAUGCAAUAGCUUAGUGUAACAUGAUAUUGUACAUAGAGAAUUUGUAUGUACCCUAUUGUACAUUAUAUUUCUGUAGACUAUACAUACCAGGUACACUUUGCAUUAUUAAGAGGCACAUUAUUUUUACUGAUGAUGACCAUAUCAAUAACAUUGAUAUAACAUAAAGUGUAAUGAUAUGUAACACAGUAGACUCAUAUUUAAUCAGCUAUUGUCAUAUACCUGUAAUCCCUUUGAGUGUUACUUCAAUUUCUUUGAUUAGUCAGAUAGUGGAUAUCACCUUUAUGUGACAUUCCUACUGUAGAUAUACUUUGAGAAAUGAGUCGCACAAAUUAAUAACAGUGUCCCGUGAUAAAUAGAAUAAAUAUGUAAGAGAACUGCUAUAUGCGUCUGUUGUUGGAAGUACAAUUCAGUGGGAUGACAGAUGCUCUGUGUUCCAUGAAUAUUUUAGACACCUAUUUAUGGACAAUAUACUGAAAGCUGUCCCUCCUUCCCUUCAUAGCUCGAGUUUUAAUUCCUAGAUUCUUCCUCGAGCAGUCUUGCUGGCCUUGUAAAGGAUUAUAUUUGUAGAUAUUGCUCUGCGUGUGCUCCACUACUGCAAACCAAACAGUUUGAGUGGCUCGUUAAUUGACUGCUUGUACAAAGAUAGCAAGGUUAUUUUAAAUUUGAGUAGGUACCCAACCUCAAUCUCAUAUCCUGAAACUUCAGGGCCAAGUCAACCUUUUUACUUUUAGCUGUAAAUGUGAAAAAGAAGUGUCACCAACAAAGUGGUACCAAAAGUUGUAUUGCUAGGUGACAAUUGUAAGUAUUUUUACAGAUUUCCAUAGUCCUUUUAUUCAUAACACUCAUUCAGCACAUAUGAUAUAUGUAACUUCCUGGUUUCAAAAGGCAUACUUUUGUGCACAUUUGAAAUGGACACGCUAAACACAUGUACAUGUUUACACUUUGUUGCCAAGUUGUAUAUGGCUGUUCAUGGUCUUCACAGCCUCAUCUCAGCUAAGUACAAAAUUUAUCUUUGUGAAGACAUGUUACCAUGGAUAAACAUAUUUGUAAAGGUAAUUUGUAAUAAGAGUGCAUUUGUUUUAUAAAGUCGAGUAUUCUAAA